Molecule: messenger RNA, 4269 nt
Organism: Pelagomonas calceolata
Lineage: Eukaryota; Pelagophyceae; Pelagomonadales; Pelagomonadaceae
Source: the annotation of a GenBank genome assembly
AGGCACUAGCAAGCUGGGCAAGCGGGACAAAAGCGCGGCCAACAAUGGGUCGCUGACCGAUUUCGACUGAUCAUAUAGCGCAAAAUAUUGGCACGAACGCGCCGGACAAGCUGCUCCAGUCGCCGUUGCAGGCACGGCUGCAAAAGCCAGCCCUAGGCCACCGGCAGUCCCAUGGGCCUCACCUGCGCCAAGGCCGACGUGAAGACGCAAGCACCCCUUGAGGAGACCGAGGACGCCCAGGAUCGUAGUGAUGAGCUCCUCGAGCGGUGGCGGUCCGGCGAGCUCGCGCACCUGCAGCGCGUGUACCGGCGCCACGCGCGGCCGCCACAAACCCUGGACAGGGAUGGACUGGUAGCAGCUUUAGAGUUGGAGGACCACGCCCACACGGAUACUCUGUAUGAGUUGUUCGGGACCGGUUCCUGUCGCGACUUCUGUCGAACGCUGAGCUGGUGGUGUAGGGGCGACGCCUCAGAAAGGAGGAGCUUCUUGUUUUGCUGGUUCGCCAUCUCAUCCACAGCCGACAAGGACGCGUUGGUCGGAGGCGACGCGUCAUCCGCAGAGCUCCCGAAGAACAUGUUGGGUGCCCUCUGUGCUUUGCUCGAAACGCCGCCGCCCUACCACCUCUGCGCCAAAGGUACAGUAAGUUGGCGCAAGUUCGACGGUUGGGCGCGGACGUUGUCUGACGAGCAGGUCUGGGCCGCGCUACCUUUAUCCAUAGUGUCCCAACCGGAGACGGAGCGGGCGCUGGUCCUCGAGCAUUGGCACGAGGGUAGUCCAGGAGAUGUCUACCACGUGAUUCCCAGGAGGUGGUGGGACUCCUGGUGUGCUUAUGUGGGCUGGUCGAAUUUAACACCACCCGCACCCGGCGCACGUUUGACCGUGAAGCCCGCCGGCGCAUCGUCUGGUGUAAGGCCGCGCGACGUCGACGCGUCUUCAUUAGAAUCCGAUCGAGACGGCGCACUCAGAGCCAAGAUAGAUAUAGCUUGCGUUCCCGUUGAUGUGUGGCGGCUCUUCGAGCAGUGGUACGGCGGCGGGCCGCUCUUCCCGCGACGGUUGCAAGAGGACGGGGCGUUGGAUCUGUACCCCGUCUCCGUUUUUAUCGACGAGUGCGAUGCGAACGGCCGGCCGCGGAACGCCUUUACGGCUAGACGAGCGGAUCGGAAGGAGACGGUACAAACUUUUGCGAGGCGCCUCUCUGAUGGUAAUUCGCGCCUCUACGCGACGUCGCCGACGGGCUGGCGCCGCUUGACACCUUCAUCGAGAUGUGACGAGGUGCUCGAGGCUGGUAGCACGUAUCUGCUCGAGACGAAGAUUGAGGGAGUCUGGCCCCGCGCGUCGUCACGAUACGUUGUGGGUGACAGAGUAUCAGCAAGGGACCACACGGAGCGGUGGCGCAGCGGUAAAGUCAUAGCGGUGUCCGAGACGCGGGGCGUCAAAGUGCGUUUCGACAGUUUUAGUAGCAAGUGGGACGAGUGGCUCACAAGCGAUCGGUUGCGACGAGAGGAUGUGGAUAUUGACGACGUGUCGUUAUCGGAGGACGAAGAAGAGAGGCCCUCUUUACUUAAGGGUGCCGUGUCUUCGCUCAGACGAGUGCUCGGCUCCAAUGAGGAGGAAGAGGAGGAAACGAGACGGCUGCCGGCCACCGGUCUCGCGAACCUGGGAAAUACGUGUUUCCUGAACGCGGCGGUGCAGUGCCUGUCGCACGCUCCUAUCUUGCGGGCGUAUUGUCUUUCUGAGAUGUAUGCACAAGACAUCAAUCGGACGUCGCGACUGGGCUCGCAGGGCCGCGUCGUCGAGGCGUUCGCCGACUUACUGAGGCAGCUCCACGCUUCACAAAUUUGCGUCCGCCCCGAAGGCUUCAAGAAGGUGCUCGGAAAAUGUAAGCCCCAAUUUGCGGGCUCGGAGCAGCAGGACUCCCAGGAAUUUCUCACCGUGCGGGCGCGGCGUCCGUCUUCGUGAUCACAUGAGAGUCUACGCGCCUCGCGGUCGCGUCGAUGGCGUCGAUGCGGACGCGAUGCCUCGACGCCGUCGACGCCGUCUUCAUGAUCAUCAGAGAGUCGAUGUGUCUCGUGGAUGUCCAGAGGCAGCGUCGCGAUUGUAUAUGUUCCACGCAGGAGCUGUUAGAUGUCUUACAUGAGGACGUCAACCUCAUCCAGGAGAAGCCCUACGUGCCGGAGCCCGAGGAUGCGGACGAGGCCCGCGACGGCUUGGUGGUCGCGGCGCGCGACGCGUUACGUCGCAGUCGCUUGCGAGACAAGUCGUUAAUCAGCGACCUCUUCCAGGGCCAGCUCGUCGCCAAGAAGACGUGCAAGGUCUGCGCGCGGUCGUCCGUCAAAUUCGAACCGUUUACGUCUUUGUCCUUGCCGGUACUGACUCGGCGUCUGUUUCUGUGGUUUUCUGAACUUCAAGUUCGCGUCGAUGGCGUCGGCGCGACGUCACGCCGCCGCGGCGCCGUCGACGGGGCCGUGCGAGCGUCUCGUGAAGAGCCACGGCAGUUUCGUGAGUGUCGUUCGACGCAGGUCCCGGCGCCCGCUUCUCGCUCCUUCGUCGUCGCUGUCCUGCGCCUCGCGAAGCACGCCAACGGCCACCCCUCGCUUACCGUCAGGGUCGAGGCGCCUCGGUUAGGGGAUGUGCGGGACCUGAAGAGUGCGAUCGCGGCCGAAGUCAAGCUCACUCCGGACAGUUUGACGCUGUGCGACGUGGCCAGACACCGGAUCUACCGCGUCCUGGACGAGGACACGCUACCCUUGGGAGCGUUGGGCGACUUUCCGCAAGUGACGGACGCGUCGAAACGCCUACUGAUUGCGUACGAGCGGCCUCAGCUCGAACUCGCGAAAACACCAAGCAUAGACUUUCCCUCGUCGUUUGAAGAACUAGCCGUCGGGCAGCGCCUCGACGCUUUAGAUCAUAAGCGCCAGUGGUACGUCGGGACCGUGGUUGAUGAUACCGAGCCGUGCCGAGACAAGAAUUUCGGGAAACCAGGCUACAUACGUAUUAGAUUUGACCGCUUCUCGGCGAAGUGGGACGAGUGCUUCUGUCGUGAUGACUGGCCGGCCAAACUCCAGCCGCCGUACAGCAAGUCCAAGGGCAACCGGCUGGCGGCCUUCGAGAUAGGUGUCGUCCACCGGCGACGCGCGGCGUUUUGAGGCGUUGCGGCGCCUUCACGUUGUUGCUGGGACUCGUAUCAUGUUGUGGGUCGUUUCUUUGUCGAAUUUGAGUGAAUUCGGACCGCGUCGGGGCCGUCGCGGCGCGUCGGAGAGACCGCAUUCAUGAAGAUGGCGUCUUCACGAGACCGCGGCGCCUCCACGCCGUCGUCGUGAUCCCACGAGGGUCUCCGUGGUCCUCAGGACGCCGUCGACGCGCUGCCACGUCGGACCGCGUCGAGCGACCGCGAUGCUCCGCGCAGGUCGCCGAAGAAAGGCUUAUUUGGGACGCCGUUUCUCGCACGCGUCGCCUCUGAUAGGUCGUGUCGCGCGCUGAAGCGGGCCGUGCUGCGACAGGCCUCUCUCUAUGGUUAUGAGGGCUCCGUCUCCGUGAUAUCGCGGGACUCGUUGUCAGACGUUGAUAUUGACCUCGACGCGUCCGAUUCGUGCCGCUGCCUCGCAGAUAGAUUUUACAUAGCGUUGAAUUGGGACUCGUCUUCUACCUACCGGGAGCCCCUCUCUUUGCAGAAAUUGCCACCGGUACCGACAAGUCCGAGGCACUACGACCUCGCGUCCUGUCUACAAUCAUUUUCAAGAGAAGAAACGCUGUCUCAAAAUGAUUCGUGGCGCUGCCCGCGAUGCAAGAAGUCUGUGGAGGCUACUUCCUCAAUAGGUUUGUGGCGCACGCCUGAUGUAUUAGUUAUUCAUUUGAAGCGGUUCCUGUGCACCGCGCGCUGGCGAGAAAAGUUGCGGACGGACGUCUCGUUUCCGAGACGAGGCUUGGACCUCUCCAAGUUCUUACCGGCGGAUGCCUACGCGGUCUACGACCUGUUUGGCGUCAUCAACCAUCUCGGGUCACUGAGUGGUGGGCACUAUACCGCUCAUGUCAAGGUGUCGCCCUGUUCGUCGUUCGGGGAGGAGGAGGCGUCUAUUGCGUUUGAGGAGAGUGAGAGGUGGUUCCAUGUCGAUGAUGAUUUGGUCGAAGCGGCCAAACCAGAGGACGUCGUCACGGACGGGGCCUACGUCCUGUUUUAUAGAAGAAGGCGGCUUUCCGGAAGGUUGGUGGUCGGCCACACGGCGGUCGGGCCGGUGGCGGCGGGGGUGUAACGAUAUAGUUGUGUGUGUC